AUGAACUUAAUUGUUAAUGAACCUUCAUACUUUUAUAGUACUGCAGGAAAAUCAAAAGCGGAAAUGACAGAGGAAGAGCUCCGUCAACUUGAGGAGCAUGAAUUUAACACUGGACCUUUAUCAGUUUUACAACAAUCUGUCAAGAAUAAUACUCAAAUCUUGGUAAACUGCAGGAAUAAUCGAAAAUUGCUCGCUCGUGUGAAAGCAUUCGAUCGACAUUGUAACAUGGUAUUGGAGAAUGUUAAAGAGAUGUGGACAGAAACACCGAAAGCCGGUAAAGGUAAGAAGGCUAAGCCGGUUAACAAAGAUAGAUUCAUUAGCAAGAUGUUUUUACGUGGAGAUUCGGUCAUUCUCGUAUUAAGAAAUACGGUAUAA
This is a messenger RNA of Funneliformis caledonium, 375 nucleotides long. Lineage: Eukaryota; Fungi; Glomeromycota; Glomeromycetes; Glomerales; Glomeraceae. The record is from the annotation of a GenBank genome assembly.